Messenger RNA from Asparagus officinalis (garden asparagus), 363 nucleotides. Its product is annotated as 2-C-methyl-D-erythritol 4-phosphate cytidylyltransferase, chloroplastic-like. Bases 46 to 348 code for a protein of 100 amino acids. Gene Ontology annotation, molecular function: 2-C-methyl-D-erythritol 4-phosphate cytidylyltransferase activity. The record is from RefSeq and is a predicted model, not a curated record. The transcript is spliced from 4 exons. Gene Ontology annotation, biological process: isoprenoid biosynthetic process. Lineage: Eukaryota; Viridiplantae; Streptophyta; Magnoliopsida; Asparagales; Asparagaceae.
AAAUGAAUAACAAUUUGCAGCAUUUUGUCCAUUCCUUAGGUAGGCAUGCCAAAGCAGUAUCUUCCUCUGUUAGGUCAACCAAUCGCAUUAUACAGUUUCGAUACAUUCUGUGGAAUGAAUGAAGUGAAAGAAAUAGUUGUUGUAUGUGAUCCAUCCUACACGGAUGUAUUUGAAGAUGCAAGUGACAAGAUACCAGUAGAUCUUAAAUUUGCACUUCCUGGAAAGGAGAGGCAAGAUUCUGUUUUCAAUGGGCUUCAGGAAAUUGAUGGAAGUUCAGAACUUGUCUGCAUUCAUGACUCUGCGAGGCCUUUAGUCUCAUCUGUCCAUGUCAAAAAGGUGUCUCCUUAGCUCUACCAUCCCACG